Messenger RNA from Geodia barretti, 900 nucleotides. Lineage: Eukaryota; Metazoa; Porifera; Demospongiae; Tetractinellida; Geodiidae. The record is from the annotation of a GenBank genome assembly.
GGGCGGGGUCUGUUUCGUCGAGGAGCGCUAGAGAGGAGAACCAAAAUGUCUGCUGUCCAGGUGAUGGCGCAGAGCGGAGCUGGCGGUGCUGCAGACAGAACGCCGUUCUACGGAAUAAAGGUACCGCAGGAGCUGAGGAAGACGGUCCAGCUGGCCAAGAACAUGGACACAGCACUCUUCAAAAAGAUAGUCCAGUGUGUGGCAGAGUACGUAGAGACUGGGUCAGGGUCCCGGGACUGUCUAUCAGGACUGGGAAAACAGACCUCUCCCGAGGAGGACAUCAGGACUGUGUUUGCUGGAGUCCACUGCGUCCUUACCGCUGCUCUCAGAACUCCAAAACUAAAAUCAGCGGUUUUCAAGGAAGACUUGCAGCUCAUCAAAAUGCCUCCUGAGAUGAUAGCUACUCUCAACAGUGUCAUCUUUUCCUCCAAAACCAGGCAGGCGAGACUAGAGCGCUGUCUGCUGCAGCAGAGAGUUAGACUGCCACAGAUGGACACUCUCAGGUGGAGACUGGACGUUGCCAUAUCUAACAGCUCCCUACACCGGGUACUAGAGCCAUCCAUACUAAUGGAGAUGACCCUGUCUGAUGGGACCAUCAAGACUUUUGAGAUACCUGUGAGCAAGUUCCACGAACUACGCUACAGCGUGGCAUACGUUCUCAAGGAAAUGGAGGACUUGGAGAAGAGAAACAUUCUCAAGCUCCAAGACUAGCACCAGGCAGCUGUUUAGCCCUUCUAGAUUGUUUGUGUGAAGCCACUAAAAUACCACUAAACCUUCAACCACACUGCAAGGAAUGUCAACGUGUGCAUAAUGCUCCCAAUUGUGUGCGAAAAUUCCAUUUCUACUUUGAUGUGUGUUACACAAAUACCUUGAUCAAAAAGCGGCAAAGGUGUCAGCUUC